AGUCCCGUGGCAAAUACCACCACGCGUGGUGGUGACUACUGGCUAAACUUCGAGUCGAGGUUUUAUUUGUUCGAAACGAGACGGCUAAAGUUUCGGAGGAAUCGAUUCGUAAAAAGAACUCUCUCGGAGCUACGGUAGGAAGACGUGAAACGACGAUAUGGAGUCACCUAUUUUCGUUAUCAGUGCGAUUCUCCUCAUUUGGACGACGGCCGCCUCCGCAGAGGAAUUCGAGGACAACUUCGCCAAAUGCCGAGUGGGUCAGGCGGGCUUCGAUGUCUGCGUCAGGGAGGGAUUGAACGCUAUACGGCCGUACUUCAAAACUGGACUUCCCAAGUACAAUAUAGAUCCCUUCGACCCGUUUUUCGCUAGAAAAAUUUCGGCGACCAGAGGCAACCAGUUGCUCGGAUUCAGCCUCACCCUGAAAAAUGUCACCGAGACCGGAUGGACCGCCAGCAAAGUAACGAAAUUCGUCAGCGAUCUCUCUAAUUACAGGGUCCAGUACACGCAGAGUUUUCCCGAAAAGGCUCUAGCCGGAGAUUACGAAUUCACCGCCCAAGUUUUCGGAAUGAAAAUAGCCAACAAGGGAACGUUCACGUUGACUUUAUACGAUCUCGUGCAGACGACAACGACCUCGAGGAUGCCGGGUGCCAAGUUGAAGACGAACGUGGACGUCCAGACGAUAAGUAACCUCGACCUCCACAUCACGAAUCUCGUGCAAGGACGGAGAUUGAUCGAGGGUGUCCUCGACAGGAUUAUAAACACCAUGUGGCAGCCGGGUUUCGUGGUGAUGAGGAGCUUGAUAAACGAACUGGUAUCCACGGCUUUUACGGAAAUAUUCGGCAAGGCCUUCCAAAAGUUUCCGUUCGAAAAACUUUUCAAAACGAAUUCGAACGACUUUUGAUAUAUCGGUAAAAUUUCAAAUAUCCCCCCCAUAUUCCAUGUUUCAUAGUGUACAUUAUCUGUAAAUAACACGUGUACCUGCGCUUGUAAAUACAUGUUUUCAAAAAACUACAACAAACGAAGUACGCAGUUCCGUGACCGCGCCGAUGCGGGUAACGAAAAUUUUUUCAAUUUUUCCGUCUUACGUUUUUCAAGUCCGAAAAUAACGGAUAUAAAAAUUCACCGGACGAUCCGGCGGGUGUAACGCGAUCACGUUUUACAUACGAUUCGCUUCGAUGUGCGUCAUUCGAGCAUGACGGGAAUGAAAUUUCGCCGAAUAAACUACUUGUCAGUUAGUCGAGGUGGAGACCACUCGUUGAGAUAAAAAGAAUUAUUAGCAUCCCGGUAUCCCUGGGACGUGCCCAACUUAUAUUACAUUCGCGAGGGGUUGAGCUGCGCGGUUUACGCUCGGCGGUUUUAUACGUAUAACGUACGACGGAUAAUAUCACGGCCGUAGUUCCUAAAAAUGUCCCGUUUUUGCCUCUGGAUAUCAAAAAACAUGGCCGCCUCCCGUCUCGUUUCUUACGUCAGGACGUCGUCUGCCUCGGGGCGUAAUUCCCUGUUCUCCUGACUACGGGAUCGUUGACCCUGCAUUCUUACACUCGACCGACACUUGACCGUCGCCGUGCGUAUACAGGGUGUCAAAAAUGACCACCGAGAAGAUUCCCCAAUUUUCACCGUUCGAACGAAAUAUUUCAAAGGGAAUACGCCGAAUUCCGAGUACCGAUGCGUCGACGGGUUAGCGACGUUUUGUGCGAAUUUUCGCAAAUAUCGCCGGAAUUUUUUUUUCUCUCUUUCUACUUUUUUUUUUUUUUUUUCAAACCUGGAACAAUAAUCCCCCCGAUUGUCAACCGUAUGGACACGGUUGUUGUUCGACGAAAGAUUUACGACGUUAUUUUUAGACGGAAAAUUUUCAUUCCGCCAAUAACGCCCCGUGCAACAGCGAAACGUAUAAUUUGUCAUCGCUUACAGCGUGGAUUUGAUAUGCCGGAUCGGUCGUCGUCGUUGCUAAAAAUUCAUGAAAUCCUUCGUCUUAUUAUCCCGAUGCGGAUAUGUGCGGACUUUGCGAGUAACUGCGUGAAAACGGAAUGAAACAAUCUUACGAUAUUGUCCACGGCCCGCGAAAAGUAAGGGUGAAAAUUGUUCCGUUUCACUGGCGAUAAUUCGAUGACAAAAAUAAUAAGAGAUAAGAGAAAAUGAAUAACGAAUAGGCGGUCAAGUUCCCCGGCGAAUAUGAUAUGAUAAAUGUAUCUGGAACGUUGAGGAGUUAACGAUUUCGUAACAAGGAGGAAAUAAUAACGGGUAAUUACGUGUGAGGCGAAUAUUGAAAACGUUCUAAUGACGUCUCGAUUAUACUUUUAAAAAACUUUUUUUAAAUCGAUUCAUUCAACGUGACGUAUAUACCGGAUUGGCACACGGAGUCGUUAUGGAAAUUAUAUUAGAAGUUAUGAACGCGUAAUCGGUUGCAUGUCGAGUGUGUAGCCGGGAAUCGAAUCGCAAAUCAAAUGUACAGAACGAACGGCCGACUCGCCAAUAUUUGCUCCCCCUGCCGGGGAACGGACUCCAUUUUUUUUUUUUUUUUUUUUUUUUCUAUAUACAGCAGCCCAGUUUCGGGGUUGCGCUACGGGACGUCGAUCAUAUUCAAAACCCGGUGGAGAUUUGUAGAUUCGUUGCGCGCCGCGGCCGAAGUCCUCGUCCCGUUUAAAAUUUCCGAGUCGUUACCGAGUCUGUAGGGGGUAACGGGGACACUCGAGUUUGUCGUACGUACGAUCGCGUCGUACGGUAACAUUACAGCGCUGUUUAAUAAUUGAGUUGCGGUCUGUGACGUCUGAACCUAACUCAUACACUAUUAUACCGGGGCGAGCGCUUUCUUCUGCUAUCCCUUACCAAUUUUUAUUGCUCAUUAUGAACAAACUCACGGAUUAUAUUCCAUUGUCGUUGUUCUCCCUCUAGCGUCAACGGGGAUUAAAAAUCUCAGCGAGUACGUUCUCGCUGCCGAGGUUUUACGCGCGUAGGCGGUUACUACGUGCCACCACGAGUCCUUCGAGUCUACGGGGAUCCGAAGAUCCUUCGCGGUAAAAUCGCGAGGGCUCGUAAUCGCUGUCGUUUAUUUUUCUGUCGCUAGCCUAUUUUGCGCGACCGGUUUUUUGCCCUCGCCUCUCCGGAUUUCUGUUUUUUGAAAAUUUGUUGCGCGUCAGCGUUCGUCACCCGCGGAUCGAGAUUUCCCGCAGCCGGAACCGCAUCGGCUAAUCCGAUCCGGAGGAUUCGGAACAAGAA
Messenger RNA from Athalia rosae (coleseed sawfly), 3216 nucleotides. RefSeq lists its product as uncharacterized. The transcript has 4 exons. The record is from RefSeq and is a predicted model, not a curated record. The coding region runs from base 158 to 901 and encodes 247 amino acids. Lineage: Eukaryota; Metazoa; Arthropoda; Insecta; Hymenoptera; Athaliidae.